AUGUCUUACACAGCAACCGAGACCGCAACGCACACUCUUCCGUCCUUCCAUGUCCCGAAGCAAUGCAAGGCUGGAGUUGUUGUGAAUGAGGGACCUGACUUCCGCGUUGAGGUUCAAGAUGUCCCUGUCCCAACCCCGGGUCCUGAGGAUGUCCUGAUCAAGCUUAAUGCAACCGGACUCUGCAUGAGCGACAUCCAUUUCAUGAUGAAUGACUGGGCAUUACCACCAAUGUCUCAAUUUGGAACUCGAUGUGCAGGCCACGAAGGCGCUGGUGUGAUUGUUCAGGUGGGAGAGCGAGUGAAGCACUUGAAGGUUGGCCAGAGAGCUGGCUUCAAGCCCAUUGUCGAUGUUUGCCAUACUUGCGACGCCUGCAGAGGAGGAAAGGAGACUUAUUGCCAGGGUGUUAUUUUCACUGGAUUGAUGGCUGAUGGUUCAUACAAGGAGUACGUUGUCUCUCCUGAGAGGUACACUUCCUUGAUUCCAGAUGGAGUUUCAGACUAUGUUGCCGGUCCGAUUAUGUGUUCUGCGUCCACAGCUUACAGCUCGAUCAAAGAGUCAGGGUUGAGGCCCGGACAGUGGGCAGUGUUCCCUGGUGGAGGGGGAGGAGUCGGAAUUCAGGGAGUUCAGUUGGCUGUAGCCAUGGGAUUGAGAGUAGCUAUUGUUGACACCGGAGCUGAGAGGAAGGCUUUGGGUGAAAAGUACGGCGCUGAGCAUUUUGUUGACUUUAAAGAAACCAAAGACACAGCUGCAGAGGUCGUCAGGUUGACGAAUGGAGGAGCGCAUGCCGUUUUUGUCACGGCUGUCCAGUCGUACCCAGCAGCUCUGGGGUAUCUUGGUGGCCGGAUUGGGGGUCAAGUCAUGUGUAUCGGUCUUCCACCAGCCGGCAGAUUUAACCUUGAUGUUAAUCCUUCUGCUCUGGUAUUCAAAAAUCAGUCUGUGAAAGGAACUUUAGUUGCAGGAUUGGGUGAUGUUGAUGAGACCUUGGACUUUGCAAGGAGAGGACUCUUGAAGCUUGAGCCGACCGUUGUUGGACUCUCCCAAUUCAAUGAGUCUGUUCAGAAACUAAGGAAUGGCCAAGUUGCGGGUCGUAUUGUUGUUGAUUUCAACAGGCCAUAA
Messenger RNA from Hyaloscypha bicolor E, 1116 nucleotides. Its product is annotated as alcohol dehydrogenase 1. The record is from RefSeq and is a predicted model, not a curated record. NCBI's taxonomy places the organism in Eukaryota, Fungi, Ascomycota, Leotiomycetes, Helotiales, Hyaloscyphaceae. Gene Ontology annotation, molecular function: zinc ion binding; oxidoreductase activity. Bases 1 to 1116 code for a protein of 371 amino acids. The transcript has 7 exons.